Molecule: messenger RNA, 698 nt
Organism: Rosa chinensis
Lineage: Eukaryota; Viridiplantae; Streptophyta; Magnoliopsida; Rosales; Rosaceae
Exons: 5
Coding region: 129-497 (122 amino acids)
Source: RefSeq, a predicted model, not a curated record
AAACCCUAGGCACCAUAAAAGCCAUAAUCAAGCAAAACUUCUGAAACGUUUCUGGCAAGAAAGAUUUUCCUAGAGAGAUCGCUCAUCUCUGAAGCGAAAUUUCACUGCCUUUAAUUUGUUUGGAAACGAUGGGCAGAGGAAAGUACAAGAACAAGCCCACUGGUCAGUACCAGUUCUCCAGUCGCGAAGAUCUUCUUGCCGGUACCUCCACCCGUCCCCGUUCUUUUUCAAAGGCAUUUGAUACCCUGCUCCGAAAGCUACAAAGGUAUGUCCCUCUUGGAGCAUCUGUUGCUGAUUUGUAUGCAGGAGCAGGUGUUGUCAGAUUAUCAUUGGCUGCUACAAGAAAAUGCAGGUCUGUGAGAUGCAUUGAGAUUAACAAAGAAUCAAAGCUAUCCUUUGAGAAGACGGUUGCCCGCCUGCCCAACAUAGUAGAUAGCAGCAUCAGCUGGCAUCAUGCAGACACUUCUAAGAUCCGCCUUCUUUUGGCUAUCAGUUAAGACAUAGGAGAGGAAAAUCAGAAACUACUCGUGCUUAGUACAUAAACACAAAGGAUGUGAGGUUUGUCUAUGUUUUUCUACCUCUUGCAAUGCUAGGCCUAGAAGUAGCACCAGUUUGGUUCUUAAUGGAAUUUCCUGGGGCACAUUGUUUCAUGUAGGCUAACAAUAAGCACUUGGAAUGUUGCUGGAAGAAUUCCGGAU